This is a messenger RNA of Nylanderia fulva, 975 nucleotides long. RefSeq lists its product as uncharacterized. The record is from RefSeq and is a predicted model, not a curated record. Lineage: Eukaryota; Metazoa; Arthropoda; Insecta; Hymenoptera; Formicidae.
AUCAUCAGGACGUCGUCUUUUAGAAUAUUCGCGCAGGAUCAAGCAAGCGUAUCGCAGCAACGAUUACAAUGUCGUUCAAAACGGCAUCAAUUUCGAAAUAAACUUGACGAGAGUGGUGGAUCUUAUCGCUCAGCUUUAAAGGAUAAUGAAGAUGAAGAUGGCGAAGAAGGGGAGGAAGACGAGGAAGAAGAGGAAGAUGAGGGCGACGAGGACAAGCUUGAUGACGAAAAUAUGGAUGAAGAAUCCGAAGAGCAGGACGAAAACGAGGAAGAAACGGUCGCAGCUGCCGUCAGAAGUGGGUCCAGGAAUCGCGUGGUGAGAUCCGGUUACGUGCCGUCUGGAGGUAAGGUCGGUGAACGCGAGAGACGCGAAGAGGAAGUCGCAAGGAUUAGAGGCACCGAGGAAUGUGAGGACGAGUCGACGGAACCGCUGCAAUAUUAUGAAUACGAGACGGAGGUGAGAAAUGUUGCUUUCCAAAGCGGCGAUAAGUGUCGAGAAGAAUUCCUGGUAAAGAUGCUUGGAGCGAGUCUUUUUCUUUUGUUGUUGACCUGAGAAUUUUGAAGAGAGUGACAGGAUACGCGUGUCUUUAUUUAUCUAAAAUCCGGAGGACAAAAAAUGAAGACGCCAAGAGUCAGGAUGAUUCGAUAAAUUCGACAGUCUUGAAAUUCAACUCCGGCAUAUAUCCGGGUGAAUGGCACGAAUACGUAACCGAGCUUCGAUUUGGUUUCUUUUCUCGAGUUAGGUCACCGACACCGAAUACACAACCAUCAAUGUCUCAUGGCCACGCGGUCAAGUUCUCUCUCUUUCUCUCUCUCUACGCGCGUUCUUCAUAUCUCUUGAUCGAUCGGAUGAUGUAUCAUCUUUCUUAAAACGUUCGCGAUAUGCUAGCACAGUAUUUAACUCGAUUAUUUUAAAAUAUUAUAUUAAUUACUUGCGAAAUUCAAAGAAAAUGUAUACAUGUUAUGUAUUGCGUAA